UUUAAAGUAAUCCGAAGGGUCGGAAACUUCGCCUUCGAACUAGAACUUCCUCUUAAUAUAAAAGCUAUCCACCUAAUUAUUUCAAUCGUAUACCUCAAAUUAACCUUCCGUAAGGAAAACCCCUUCGGACGUAUUCCCCCGCCCCCGGGAUUAGUAGAGGAUUCCUAA
Messenger RNA from Neurospora hispaniola, 168 nucleotides. RefSeq lists its product as uncharacterized. The record is from RefSeq and is a predicted model, not a curated record. NCBI's taxonomy places the organism in Eukaryota, Fungi, Ascomycota, Sordariomycetes, Sordariales, Sordariaceae. The annotation marks the transcript as partial. The transcript has a single exon.